GAUAUUUAUCAAAGAAAUAGUAUAUAACUAAGAUGCAACUAGCCAGAAAAAUUUCAUUCUAGCAAUCCAAUUAAUGGAUCAUCUCCUUGCUUAUGUGAACUUAUAUGUCACGGCGGGAUUAAUCUUCGCAAUAACAAUCGUCCUAUAUUUCUAUUAUUUUUCGCAGAGAAGGACAUGGAGAGCUUCCGCUAAGCGCAGAUUAGCACCUCAAGCCAAGGGAGCAUGGCCCGUGCUUGGCCACCUUCCGUUGCUAGGAGGAUCCACACCUCCCCAGAUCAUCCUGGGAGCCAUGGCUGACAAGUAUGGUCCCCUUUUUACUAUACGCCUUGGAAUCUAUCCAACUUUGGUGGUGAGCAGUAGUGAAAUGGCUAAGGAAUGCUUUACAAUCCAUGACAUGGCUGCGUCCUCGCGCCCCAAAAUGGCAGCUGUGGAACUCAUGGGAUACAACUAUGCCAUGUUUGGAUUUGCACCCUCCGGACCAUAUUGGCGAGAAGUGCGUAAACUAGCAACCUUGGGGUUGCUCUCCAACCGCCGGAUUCAGUUGCUUAAAGACAUUCGAGUCUCCGAAGUGGCUAGCUUCCUGAAAGAAUUGUACAACACUUGGAGUGCAAGUAGUAAUACAGAUCAUAACCAUGUAGCUUUGGUCGAGUUGAAACAAUGGUUUGGGGACUUGACUCUUAACGUUAUACUUAGAAUGGUAGCUGGAAAACGCUACUCAUUCAUAAGUGAUUCCGCGAAUGAUGAUGAGAAGAAAGAAGCGGGUCGCGUGCAGGAUGCAGUGAGGAAGUUAUUUUACUUUACUGGGGUGUUUUUGGUGGGUGACUUGGUUCCUUACCUUCGGUGGUUGGAUUUAGGUGGUCAUGAAAAGGCCAUGAAAAAAACUGCAAAAGAAAUCGACGCCAUUCUUGGGGAGUGGAUACAAGAGCAUAAGCAAAGGAGAAGAGCAGGUGACACCGGGGAGCAUGACUUCAUGGACGCCAUGCUUACUGUGCUUCAAGGUGAAGACCUUGGCGGUUACGAUGCGGAUACAGUCAACAAAGCCACAUGCUUGGAUUUGAUUUUAGGAGGUAGCGACACCACCAUGGCUACAUUGACAUGGGCAGUAUCACUAUUAUUGAACAAUCGUCAAGUAUUGAAACAAGCUCAAGAUGAAUUGGAUGCAGAAGUCGGCAGAGAAAAAAUUGUGAGCGAGUCGGAUACAAGCAAGCUGGUGUAUAUCCAAGCCAUAGUGAAAGAAACGCUGCGCUUAUACCCUGCAGUACCAUUAUCAGCACAGCAUGAGUUCACGGAGGACUGCACCGUGAAUGGCUAUCACGUCGAAAAGGGGACCCGCUUGAUCACGAACCUUUGGAAGAUUCAAACCAAUCCACGAAUCUGGCCUGACCCAUUAGAAUUCAAACCGGAGAGAUUUCUCACCACUCACAUGAACAUGGAUGUUAGGGGUCAGCAUUUUGAACUAAUCCCUUUCGGAAGUGGUAGAAGAUCUUGUCCUGGGUUAUCGUUUGCUCUUCAGAUGGUACAAUUUACUUUGGCUAGCUUUUUACAUGCAUUCGAAAUCUCAACACCAUCCAAUGAGCUCGUUGAUAUGUCUGAGAGUUUUGGACUCACAAAUGUUAAGGCCACCCCACUUAAAGUUUUCAUCAAACCUCGCUUAUGUACUAAACUUUAUGAAUAAACGAGUUAAGUGAUUACGAGUUGAGCAAA
This is a messenger RNA of Rosa rugosa (rugosa rose), 1704 nucleotides long. RefSeq names its product cytochrome P450 82A3-like. Bases 74 to 1675 code for a protein of 533 amino acids. The transcript is spliced from 3 exons. The record is from RefSeq and is a predicted model, not a curated record. Gene Ontology annotation, biological process: defense response to other organism. Gene Ontology annotation, molecular function: heme binding; monooxygenase activity; iron ion binding. NCBI's taxonomy places the organism in Eukaryota, Viridiplantae, Streptophyta, Magnoliopsida, Rosales, Rosaceae.